Thelazia callipaeda (thelaziosis nematode) is the source of this 573-nucleotide messenger RNA. Lineage: Eukaryota; Metazoa; Nematoda; Chromadorea; Rhabditida; Thelaziidae. The record is from the annotation of a GenBank genome assembly.
CCGUUUUUAAUGUACGACCCAUUCUCGUAUUUUCGAAAGUCAUUUGAAUUGAAUCGAGUUUUUCUUUACAAGUGGACUGUGAACUGGCGAUUUUUAUCGGAAGAAAUGUUCAUCAGCCAUUAUUUUCAUAUUGCUUUGUUUGCGGCUCAUAUUAUUUUACUGCUUAUUGCUGGAUUCACAUGGUUUAGGUAUCUUUUUGUCUUCCGUGAAUUUUUACAAUUACUUCGUAAACUGAAUGAAAAAUUUUCAGAAAUGUUGACAGCUUUGUUCAUUGCGAAUUUCAUCGGUGUAUGCGUUGCACGAUCAUUACAUUAUCAAUUUUAUAGUUGGUAUUUCUAUACUCUGCCUUAUUUGGUAUUUUCUGGCUUGCAUUUUCAUCAUGAUCUGAAUAUAUAUGGAACAGUUUCUCGCAAGAAAAAUUGUGGAAUUCUUAUUGGAAUCGAGAUGUGCUGGAAUACUUACCCAUCGACAGUUUUCAGCUCAGUGAUGCUUCAUUUCUUUCAUGCUGCUGUACUCUGCUUUUUGAUAUCUGACCACUAUGUUUAUCGUAGUUUAAAGCGCAAAAAAUUGUGA